Messenger RNA from Lacerta agilis (Sand lizard), 3477 nucleotides. RefSeq names its product dual specificity phosphatase 7 (gene DUSP7). Gene Ontology annotation, biological process: negative regulation of MAPK cascade; protein dephosphorylation. The record is from RefSeq and is a predicted model, not a curated record. Bases 38 to 1189 code for a protein of 383 amino acids. The transcript is spliced from 3 exons. Gene Ontology annotation, molecular function: protein tyrosine/threonine phosphatase activity; MAP kinase tyrosine/serine/threonine phosphatase activity. Lineage: Eukaryota; Metazoa; Chordata; Lepidosauria; Squamata; Lacertidae. Gene Ontology annotation, cellular component: cytoplasm; cytosol.
CCCUCCCCCACCCCAUCCCCCCUCCCUUGCGAUCCUCAUGAAAAAUCACAUCUGGGGCAGCACCCCGCGGGCUCCCAUGGCUGCGGCGAUGCCGUGGAAGAGCGCGGAGUGGCUGCAGGAGGAGCUGGAGUCGAGCGGGGGCAGCUCGCUGCUGCUGCUCGACUGCCGCCCGCACGAGCUCUUCGAGUCGUCGCACAUCGAGACCGCCAUCAACCUGGCCAUCCCGAGCCUGAUGCUCCGGCGCCUCAAGAAGGGCAACCUGCCCAUCCGCUCCAUCAUCCCCAACAACGAGGACAAGGAGCGCUUCGCCAAGCGCUGCAAGGCGGACACCGUCCUGCUCUACGACGAGGCCACGGCCGAGUGGCAGCAGGACAGCGGCGCCCCCAGCUCCGUCCUCGGGCUCCUGCUGCAGAAGCUGCGCGACGACGGCUGCAAGGCGUUCUACCUCAAAGGUGGAUUCAACAAAUUUCAGACAGAAUAUUCGGAGCAUUGUGAAACCAAUCUUGACACUUCAUCUCCUACGAAUUCUCCUCCUACAUCAGUCCUUGGUCUCGGAGGCCUGAGGAUCAGCUCCGAUUGUUCGGAUGGGGAAUCGGACAGGGAGCCUAGCAGUGCCACGGAAUCCGAUGGGAGCCCGGUCCCAAACAACCAGCCAGCCUUUCCUGUCCAGAUUCUUCCCUAUUUAUACCUGGGUUGUGCCAAAGAUUCCACCAACUUGGAUGUCUUGGGCAAAUACGGCAUCAAGUACAUCCUGAACGUUACUCCCAACCUCCCCAACAUGUUUGAGCACGACGGAGAAUUCAAGUACAAACAGAUUCCCAUCUCGGAUCACUGGAGUCAGAAUCUCUCCCAAUUCUUUCCCGAGGCCAUUGCUUUCAUUGAUGAGGCCCGUUCUAAGAAAUGUGGCAUUUUGGUUCACUGCCUAGCCGGCAUCAGCAGGUCUGUAACGGUAACUGUUGCCUAUUUAAUGCAAAAGCUCAACUUGUCUCUCAAUGAUGCCUAUGACUUUGUAAAAAGGAAAAAGUCCAACAUUUCCCCAAACUUUAACUUCAUGGGCCAGCUCCUGGACUUUGAAAGAACUUUGGGGCUCAACAGCCCGUGUGACAACCGCUCCCCCACCGAACAGCUCUACUUCACCACUCCAACCAAUCACAACUUGUUUCCACUGAACACUUUGGAGUCUACAUGAAGAGGAUUUUCUUUGGGGGAAACUCCCCCCCCCCAAGCCUUGAAUCGCUUCUCUUUGAGCAUUUCAAAUCCAUUAAGCGGAAAGUCUUUCCAGCCAGCCUUGAAAGAACUGGUUUCUCCAAGCAGAGCUGUCUGAAUUGCUGCUUUACUGAAAAGGCUUGUGCCAUUUAUUAGUAUUCUGAUGCUAAAUCAAAAUGGGUUCAGAGGAGUUACCUUAUCAGAGUUACUUAAUGUGGGGGAUGGCCUGGCAUUCUGAACACAGCUGUUACUGGCAAUAGCUGCUUUCCUGGGUGUGUAUAGACUGACAUGACACACACCGCACACACAUGCAAACACACACAUUCAUGUAUCACACACGCACACGUUAAGAACGACUUGUGUGUGUUUGCUCGGUGUGGAAAGCAAAGGAGACUCAUGCACUUGGCAACCUUGAUCAAUAAGUGUUGGCCUGAGACUGUUGUUUUAAAACCCAGUUUACUUUUUUAAAAAAACAAGAAAAGAAAAGGAGGUAAUCUUUACUCUUUCUUGGGUUCAAGCUCUUUUUAAAUAUGUAUGUACCUGACAGUUUGUACAGACAAGGUUGCAAAACCAGUAUUUUAUUCUGUUCUUGUUCGAGUUCAUGUUUUUAGAUAAAAGACGAGGAAAAAAAAUCAAAAUGUUUCUAUUGACCAAAUGCAUUUUGCACACUUUGUAAAGCCUUGAUAUAUUCUGGCAUGUUACUGGGUACUUGGGAGCGAGAGAGAGAGAGAGAGUAAAUGAGAGAGAGAGAGAGAGAGAGAGAGAGAGAGAGAGAGAGAGGAGGGCACCUGUUGCUGCUGCUUGUUAGCAUUUGGUUGGCGUUUUCAUGACUUGUGAGGGCCAGUUGGUGAUAAUACCACUCUCUGCCAUGCCCACAUUCACAAUCUCUUCUGCACUGAAUCAGCCAAGGUGACUAAGCGCCAUUGUGCUUUCUUAAAAACACCACCUUUUGCCAAAAAAAACACAACAACUCGCCCCUACCCUGCACCCGUUGCCCUCUGGACCCCAGUUUGAUGCUACCUGAGUCUUCUCCAUCCGAGCUGGUAGAGUUAUGUUUCGAGGCUCUUAGCUGCUCUGCGCAGCCUAUUAUGACUGUUAACAUCACCCAGCUGGCCUGAAAUCAUUCCAGUUUCUGAAGCAAUGAAAAUACUUUCAAUGAUGUUGGCAUUUAUCCAGCGCACUUAAUUCUGUGUGUGUGUGUGUGUGUGUGAAUUUGUGUAUGUGUGUGUGUGUAGGGAGGAGCGCAGCUGAGAGGUGUGAGAAGAAUCAGCUGAUUCUGCUAUUUUAAAAGACUUGAGCAGAGCAGAGACGUUUUGGUACAUAACCAGUGGACAACUCUCAUAUGAACCACAGGAGGGCAUGGAAUUAUGCUGUUUAGAAAAGGGGCCUGGAAACGUGGAUUUUUUUUUUUAAAGCCCAUUUGACCUCUCUGGUGAACUUUUUUUCUGGGUGACUUCUUUGCUGUGCCUUCUACAACAAGAAGACUUGUUUAUAUUUCUCACUAAUGUAUUAUACUGGAAGAGGGAGAAGCGGUGCUUAUUUCCCCCCACUCCCAGGAUGAGGGCAUGACGGGCAUGGGAAAACUUCAUUGCCUGCAAUGUAGCCCCUCCCUUCUUCUCAUCUCCCUUUCCACUUUCACUCUCAAAGUAACUUUUUAAAAGCCACGGAGUCCCCCCCCCCUCAAAAAUUCAGUUUUUAUACUCCCCCCCCCAAAUAAAUAAAUCUCUAUGUGGAAGAAUGUUUUAAUGCUGUGGCAUCACAGAACUGGUAUGUGUGCGUGUGUGCGUGUAUAUUUUUUAAGAAACAUUACCAGAAUAUCGGAAUGAUUUUUGUCUUUUUUUGUUGUUGGUGGUUUUGUUCGUUUUUGUUUCUUUUUUUUAUGUUAGCAUUGUUGGGGUUGCUGGGUCAUCGGGGCAGGAAAUGUAGAGUGCUUUGUGUGUGGAUGAGCAAGCAAAUGCGGAAUCUCCUAACUGAAUCUUACCUCAAGGAGGAAUUUUUAUUUUUUUCAGGGAUUUAGACAGUGCAUCUGUAUCUUGUUAAGCUGGUUUGCAUAAAGGCUUCCUGUGCCAAUGGUGGUCUUUUUUUAAAAAGAAAGAAAGAAAGAAAGAAAAAAGAGAGAUGCAUCCUCUUCGUAUAAAUGAGAAUUUGUUAGCGAGGGACAGUUUUGCUUUCUGUGUUUAUGAAGGAAAAAUGUGUGACCCUAUAUAUCCUGAACCCAAUACUGGGACUUUGUUUAUAUUGCAAAUAAAUAUUAUUUUUUCUUUAAAACCA